AUGAACCUCAUAUUAAAUGUUCAAGCAUUUUUAGUUAGUCUAAAAAUUUUAUCCACCAAGUAUCUAAUACAUAAAAAUGGGUUUCUUCAUAUUGCACAGACGACGGAUAGCCUUUUAACCAUUAUAACGAUGUGUUUUUUAAAUUUACAUGAGCGAACGAGAACCGAAUACUGUAUAUCUACGAUCAGUGAUCAGUAUCAUUCGAUUCAAAUUGAAACUAUAUCUGAAUUCAUAACGGUAAGAGAGUGAGUGUGUGAUAGUGUAAUCUAUUAAAUUUCUCAGUUACCUACGCGAUAAUAUUGACUCCAAUACGAUUAGUGAUGGAGAAAAUACAUCUUGAUUGAUUGAAGACCAAGAAACGGGAUAUUAAAAACACUAUCGAAAUAAGCAAGUAUAAACAUUUUCAAAUUUCAUAUUUGAACUCGUUACUGACACGAGAUAUAAAUGUCCAUGGCAUUGUGCUACACAUAUUAUUCAAUGAUAGGCCAAAAAAUUAAGUAAAUACUUGUACCGUCCAAAAACGACCAUUUCCCGUUAUCAAAGGACGAGCAAUCGAUAUGGUCGACCGGUUUAUAGUUUACGCCCGCGUCGACGGAUAUGUUAUGUCAUCAUUCACAAUAAUCCUCCACGCGCAAAGGUUUAUGCGAUCGCAAUCUGUUGCAAUUCGCAAUAAUAUUAUAAUUUUGAUUACGGAUUAACGGCCAAUCACAUCACGGUUCCCCUUAUCGCUAAAACAUCGGCCCGCGGCGACGUGCCACGAACGUCUCCGCGCUCCGCUACCCAGUUUUUCCCUUUUUGUUCGUUUUUUUAUUUCUUCGUGUCUGCACCUCGUCUUGAGAUUUCUGUCACCAGACGGUCUUUAGAUACAGUUCUUUUAAUAAAAUACAACCGUGUAUUGCACGGAGUCACAUAUUUUUGCCGCCAAGAAAAGGUCGUGUACCUUGGCACGAUUCAUGAUGGUGCCUCGAACGAAUCAAUGAAGUGGGUCCCGAUCCGGUCCGCUGGGCGGACAUCUUCGGGAGAACGAUGGUAAUAUGUGUGUAAUUUAGUAAUUAGCCGAUAACCCGUUAGAUAGUUAAUUAGUUUUUAAGGUAAUUUAAUUAAUGUUUCUCCGUAUGAAUAUAUUUAUUAAAAAUGUUUUCUUUUUCGUAUGUUAAAUCCGUCCGUUAUACUUAUGGGAAUCAACCAGCUAGAUUUGUGUGUCCGUUUUAUUAUGCUAAUUCCCGCGUUCCACAUCCUAAAUGCGAUAGGCCAACCCCCCCCCCCCCGUAUUUUGUUGUUUUCUCUUAUUUUCUAUCCCCUCUAAGUGCUAGGUUUCGCAUCCACGUGUGUGUGCAUCUAAAAAAGGAAUAUAUAUAUAUAUAUAUAGAUCGAUUUUCCCAAUUUCGCGACCCAGAUUCGGACGCACCCCGCAGGUUCACCCGUAGGGCCACCGAAACUACGGACCAGUCAAGAUGGAACAAAAAGCGUUUCCGCCACCCUUCCCGGUGGUAAUUUGUGCGACCUUGGCAACCGUAUUCGCAUACUUCCUGCCGGUGUCUCCCCAAUACAUAAGGUGUCCACGAACGUUCCACGUGGGGGUCCGUCUCUGUCAAUACCCAUAUCGAUCAACCCACACACGUGGAUGUGAAUUCAUCCUUAUCCAUUAAUAUAAUAAGUUCCGACCCGCAUAUUCCCCGUGAUGCCACUAUCUACGUCCGGACAACACUUACAACUGGUUGACGCCCCAGUCAACGUACAUAUAUCUAUAAUAUAAAUUGUCUGUAAAUAUUAGUUUAUAAGCCUAUAUAUAUGUAUACAUCAAUGUUAUAAGUCGUACCUAUUAUCCAUUCUUUCUUAAUCAACAGUUUUUAUGCCCCGGGCCUUACUGUUAUAUGAACUUAAAUUUUACUUUUGAUUGAUAAAUUAAAUAAAUAACUAUGUACUUUCCCCCAAGAAAACCACGUGUUUACCUAUUUAAAUUACUUUUUUUUUCUCCUUCCUUUCUCACAAAAAUCCUAGCACUUCGGUCUUCGGACCUCGAUUCUAGGUUGGCGAUGUUCCCACUAGUCGGGUAGUCAGCUGAGGGCGCUCGGGUCGGUCCUAAAACAAGGCCGACUGAACCGGGACGUCUCAUACUAUAUAAGUCCCGAAGCCCGAAUCCUGCACAAGAGUUAUUAUACUUAUUAUUCGAUAAUCCGGUUUCCGAUGGAAUCUAUAUGGAUAAUUUUGGUAUUUUGUUCGUCGGAUAUUAGAUUUACCAAGCUCUUAGAAGAAUGCCCCGUAUUUAUAGGGUAGAGAAAAAAAGACCGUCAUUAUUCGCGUUUAGUAUAAUAUUGUACACAAAAAAAUCGUGCGGAUAUUUUUCAAUAUUUGUGUUGUUUAGGCGGCUAAGUCCGGUAUAGUUGUUUGACGUAUACUUAACAUUCUACGUCACAAUGGAGGGGAGUUACCAACGUAUUUGAUUAAUGCGAUAAAAAUAACACGUGCGAGAUUAAUAGUAUGUUCGUUACAUAACGUCGUCCCGGAGGCGAGUCUCCACGGCGGCGGCGGCCAUUGCAUAUAGUUCACCGUGUGGCGCCACAGCUGACGGACGCCAGUACAACUAAUAACUCCCUAACUAUUUUAAAAACCCCUUAGAAAAUCACAAAAUAACCCCAUCAGUACACUACCAACCAGAACAAAAAUGCUAGAACAAAUGUUUCUUGUGUCAUUUUUUGAUUGAAGCGAGAAAUAAAAUUGUUUACGAACAGAAUAAAACAACAUCAUAAAACACCCAUCAUAGUAAAACCAAUACAUUUUUCGCAAAGCUCAUAAUCUAUAAGUUGUUGAACGAAGAUUUUUCUCUAUGAGCAAUUUCUGUUAAAAUGUACACAUUUUGUCUUUUAUUGAAGUAAACUUGUGUCGGAAAAAAAUAGUUUAUUUGCCACAAAUUAUCAUAAGAAAUCAAAAAAAAAAAAAAAAAAAAACCCAAAAAUUUAAAAACUAAAUGGUACACCAAUUAAAUCUCUAAUAUUUAAAUAUGCCUCAAAGUCAAGCUCCGAGUUUUUAAUAGUUUGGUUUUUUAACACAUUUAAUAUAAUAUUAACUACAUAAAUUACAUAUAUUUUUGUACAUACAUUUUUUUUUAAGAGCACAAUUUAAACUUACCGUUGAAUACAUCACAGUAUAUCCGAAUAGUUUUCGUUGUUUUAGAUCCGUUAUAGCUUUUCCAAAAACAAACAAAAUUUUUUAAUUUUAGUCUUCAAAUAGGUACGUGUUACAUUGAAAUUUAAAAAUAGUAAAAAUAAUUACGAAACAAUAAAAAUUGUAAAAUUUAAUAAUUGACGAAAGAUGGUAACGUGUAACGUUCUUGAUUUUUUCAUUCAAACGUUUAUAUUUGAUUUAUAUAUAAUAUGUAUUAUUAUCAUUCAUCACUGAUCGUCGCGAUAGUUGCUGCUGCUGCGGUUAUAAUACCGGAAGAAAACAAUUUAUUUAAUUUUAUUAUUGUUAAAUAAUAGCAUUGGUCACGCCGUCUUUAUGCAGUAUGCAAUAUGCAUGCAUAUUUGACCCAGGUGGCGGGUAUUCUCACGUCCCACCAAGCAAUACGCGCAGGAUUGUCGCCGCCUGAGUUUUUUAUUAACUGUUAGCUGUUACGAAUCUUACUAGGUAUUUGAAGCGUAUUUAAAUUUUUUCUAGCUAGUGCCCCAAAAUUUAAAAUUUGUUGGCGGCCCGGUAGCCCGCCGUUCCAAUUCGUGCCUGCCGGACGACCAGAUCGUGAAGUUCAUCCAGAUAUUUGUAUUUAUUUAUACUUUUUAGAUUUAGCGCGUAGCACGAAUAAUAAUAUAUUCGUUUUUUACUAUGACGUGUAUUUUUUUUGUCUUUUUUUGAUUAACUUACUGUAUAAUCCUGCUUCCAUCAUAAAAAUCAAGGGUGGGCAAAAGAAGUUAUCAUCGACAAUUUUUUUUACAUUAAGUUAAAAUAACUAAAAAUUGUAAUCCUGUACACGUUAUAUUGCUUGUAUGAAUUUUAAUAACAACCGAAUGUGUUGUUCUAUCCAAAUUUCAAGUUUCUGAGAAUAUUUUUCACUGAAUUAAAACUAAAAACCAAAUCAAAAAUAAUUUAAGUAUUAUUUUCGGAAACUUCCUCGUUUUCCUACGUUUUUUCAAUUUUAAAGCUGAACAUUUAUUAUUAGUAUUUUUCCGUGAUAUAUUUUUUGAAACUGGCAUCGGAUAGAGAUAGUUGAAGAAUUAACCGUGAGACAGGAUGAUUCACCUAUCAUCGUUUUUACACGACGAUUAUGUGUGAUAAGAACAUUCUGGGAAUUUUCUGAUUAUAAAAAUAGAUUGAGAUUGCUCAGAACACUUUCUCCGGAUCGGCCGAAUGAGUCACAGCCAAACUAUAGCUCCAGGUGUUUGUCGGUUUUUGAUUUUUCAACUAACGAAUUUUAGAAAGGCCAUAAAAUAGUAUAGAUUCUCGGUUUGACGUCCGAAAACCGCGAAAACCGGAAAUUCUGAGCUCGGAUACUUUUCACUGUGUAUUUCACCUAUAUCGAAAUAAUAAGGCCAUAAUAUUUUGGUAUUGAGCUCGGAAGGACCGCAUAAUAUUUAUUGCAUCAGUUAAGCUAUGAUAAUAAUAUAUAAUGAUUGUGGAUUUCGAAAAGAAGAUUUUAUUCCGACUAAAAACUUCAGGUAGCAUUAUAAAAUGGUACCUACUUUGAAGUGGCUUUUUUCUGGACCUUUCUUGUGCUUUUUUCACAGUAAGGAAAGAAAUACAGGGAUUGGGAAAGUAUAGGCUAUAUAAAACAUAGCAUUAUACACAAAUAUCGAAAGUAGUGAUCGUGAUUUUCAUUUCGAUAACAAAGUGUUUAAAGUUAACAUUUGGAAGAAAAUCGUAAAAACUACCGCAUUUUCCGAUUUAUAUAAUAUGCGAGUAUACUGUUCGAAUAUUCGAGACGAAUAAACACGGGCAGUUUUGUAACAGAUAAUUAAUUGCUUAAUGUUUUGCAUUUGAACAAUUGAUGAUUGUGUUUUUUUUUUUUUUUUUAAUAAUUGUAUUCAUAUUAUGUAUUAUUAUGUAGGUAUCUAUUUUUAUCGAAAAUUCAUACUGUAUCGAUAUUACUUAAAAUCGUCUAUAUGUAAAUAUUGUGAAUUGGAUAUUUUUCAGUGAAAAACAAUUAUUAUUGAAGAAAAAAAAAAAACCACAAUUACUAUAUUUUCGUUUUAAUGUAUCCGUAAACAUGAAUUUCCCUCGGAAUCGUUUUCCGUCCAACAAUCUAACGAUUAAUAAUAACGGUCGCGCGCAGAUAUAAAUCGUUAGUUAUUACCCUGCUAUUGUAAUAUAAUAUAUCCUAUGUCCUAUGUUUAAACAGAGAAAAAAAAAAAAACGCAUUUUUUUCUGUCUUUUUUUUGUUUCCGUCUCCGCGGCGGCGGUUUGAUAUUCCGAGAACAAUCGGCACGGUCGUCGGACGGACGCGGCGGCGCACAGACGAGGAAUGUUUGCGAGGCGUCGGAGGCUCCACGGUCGACGGAGAGGGGAACACCAUAACCGGUCCUCGGACCCGGUGACGACGACCGAGCGCUCUCCCCCUGUCGCGCGCGGACCGAGACCGAGCUGGCCGGCGGCAGUUGUUAAAAAGACUACGCGGUACGAGCCGAACGGCAGUCAAGUUCAACCGUUGCGGCCAUACGACGGCGAUCAGAGGGACCAUCAACAUUAUCAUACACCCGCAGGAUUGCGAAAAGCGCACCGAGUAAGUCUGUUCAUAAUAUUAUAAUGUGGGCGUACAGAGUCUAUUCGCACCGGAUCAAUAAUAUUACCGCGGUCAGUUGUCAUGCACACAGGGUGAGAAUGAUAAGUGGGUGUUAACUUUUUCCCGGAGCCGGAGUAAAUUUAAACACACCGGCUUUCCGCGGCAAUCCGAUUUCCGUUUGUGAGAAAUGCGUAUUUGACUUUGCGCGCUUAUUUCCUUUGUUUGGUAUAGGAAACAUAUUAUUAUUAUUAUUAUUUUUGUUUUGCUACUUUUGAAUCGAAUUCAUUUUCGGAAAAAAUAAAGGCGAAUUCAUCGUGUACUUUAACUAGUAAAUUGAUACAAUAUUUUUUUUGAUCAUUAUUUAAAAAAACGAAAUAAAUAAUCUGUACCUUUUUGGACACUAAUAUAAUAUGAUGAAUAAACGCAAAGCCGAUAACAUUUUUGAUGGAAGUAGAGUCAAUCAAUGGCAGCACUAACAUAUUAUUUUUUUUACUAUUUUAAAAGAUGUCACUAAUACUAAAUAAUAAUAAUAAAAAAAACAAAAACCAACAAUCUUUCAUGUAAAAAAUUGACAAGAAAUCGAAUAAUUCAAGUAAUUGUUUUCAAAAUUAAAAUCGAACGAGCGAUUGUCGUACGUCCGUACGUGAAAACGGCCGGUUAUUGUGUUAAAUAAUUAUUAUAUGCUCCGCGAUUUGUAAUUAUUCAUUAAAUUCGUCUUCAUCUGCAUCGUGAUGCGUAUACGGUAUGGUUUAACGUAACGCCGCAUUACCCUGCAGUAGGUACUUAAGUACAUAUUCGGUACUAAAAAUGACCUACUCGUUUAAAACUUAAAAGUAUACUGAAUUACUGAAGGAUUACCGAAUGAUGUCUCGUAAAAUAAUAAACCGUGUUCCGUUAUUUUCGUGUUGUUCGGCUCGAUAAACCGUAUUUAUGCAUUUUAUUAGAUUUGCGAUAUACUUGCGUAGAAAAAAAUAUCGGAUAGAGACUUCCUGUACAAAACGAAUAAUGCAUUAUAAGUGCGAACGUUUGUUCGGGCGGCGUGUGUAUUUUAUUUGUUACCACUUCUCGCCCGAAAUAACCGAACGGAACGAACGGGAACGUUACAUAGAUUUAGUUCUGUAGACCAGGAAUAUAUCGUAUAAUACGAUUUCUUCCCCCACCCCUCCCCAAAGUAUUCAACCCCGCGAGGGUCGCUGACACGGGAUCAUUGGUAUUUGGGAACGAAAAUCGAAUUGUUUUUGUCGAUUUAUCGGGUUAGUCUCGGCGAUGAAAUAAAACGAAAAUUUAAACCAUAAAGUUGUCCGGGCCGUAAUAGCGUAAUGAUAAUUUUUCUAUUAUUUCUUUUGACGCGAGCAAUGCGUAUAGUCCGGUGGCGUUAAGAGGACGUUAUACUCGCAUCUAAAUCCAACUACCGGGUAACGUGGAAAAACAAUGCUUACUCAGAACAAGUGAAAACUAACUUAAACUUGAUUUUAGAGUAAAAGUACCUAUUAUGGAAUGUACAGAGAUCGAUAUUUCGGAGGGAAUGGCGUGGGUGUUUUUUGAAUUACGAACUGUUAAAAAAGUUACAGUUAUUUAAAAAAAAAAAAAAAGAAAAGGUUUUUGUAUCUUUUAUAUCGAGCUGUACAUUUUGAAUAAUACAAAAACCCUAUGACGUUUCUUCGUUCUAAAAUAUUAUUCUCUAUAAAUUUCAUUAUAGGUACUUUUAUUCUAAAAUCGAAAUUAUAGUUUUACUUAUUCUGCGUAAGCAUAAUUGUUUUUGCACGUUACAGUAUGGAUGCGGGUCGUAUAAUACGUUCUCUUAAUAUUAUUUCAGAACAAUCCGUUGCUAUAAUAAAAUUUACCUUGCGGAUUCGUCUACCGUUUUUCCGGAUAACGAACCGGUGUAGACGCGAUAUCGGGUCAAGAGUUUAUAUACGGAGCGUAUAAUAACCCGGUCACCGUAUACAAACGAAUUAGUAGGCCGAAUAACGAACACGAUCGAUUCGAUAAACCGAAUUAAUAAUAUGAUGCGUGUACCGUUCGAGAAAAAAAAAAAUAAUAACUAGUUUGGCUGUAUACCUAAUACAUCGCGAUCGGAUGCAACAGUUCUGCUGCCUGCGUGGCAGUAAAUAAAUGUAAUAUUCUUACUCUCCUCCUUCGCCCCGACUGUUAGGGAUUGGCCGUGCUCAUUCUUAACUUCCACUCGAUUCUGUUCACACAUUCUAUCACCCACAACAAAUUGAAUAAUAUUAAUUUUUUUCAAUCGGGUUCGUUUAGAAUACAUUAAUUGCUGGGACGUCGUAAAGGAUCUGUUUUUCAGAUCUCGUUAGGAUUUGCGUAGGUUUUUUUUUCAUAAAUCUCUUUGUGUGGCGAUUUUUAAUUACGACAAUAUUUCAUUUGAUAAUGACAAGAAAAAAAAAGAAGUUGAUAACGAAUCAUUCUCUACGAAAUUUAAAUAAUAUAAUAAUAAUUUCACUGAAUAGAUACAUGGGCAUCUAUAUUUUAUUCAAUAUCAUUUCAAACUUAGAGAUCCGCUCGCGUCGUUUUACAAAUUAUUGAGAACCAAAAUUAUUUAAAAUUGACCAAUCUCAAUAAAUUAUUCGACCAGUUUUAAUUGUUUUUAUUAAGGGCCGGCCUACGCGCGACCGGAAAAACUCGAGAGUUUUUCUAUCAGCUGGAGAAACACAAUGAACAAUUAGUGAAGAAUGGUCAGCGCAUUCAAUCUUUAAUUUUUAGCGUUUUAAAAUCGAAACAUCCGCUUGCCAGAAAAAAUUAAAUAAAAAUAUGAUUGAAAUCGGUUUGCUCUUCGGGUGAAACAUGUUUUUCCUGUAAAGUACCAUACAAACUUAAUAUUAUCAUGUAUUUAAUUUGGAAAUUGAUGUUGUGCAUUUUUGGUACCUAUACGCGUAACAAUAAUUCUAUAAUAUUACAUACCUUUAGUGAACGACUAAAAUUAUAAUAUGUAUUUAAUGUUUUUGUUUUGUUUUGUUGUUUUUGUUUACUUCGGAAAUUAUUCUAAUGUUUCACAUAAUUCGUUUCAAUCAGAUGCAAAUAUUACCUAUAAUUGCAAGCACGCCACCGGCCGAUAAAUGAACUUGAAAUCACGAGUGAUGGAAUUCCGAACGACCGUUAUUUUUUUGCGAAACAUAAAAUAUCACAAAUUAUUAAUGAUAAUCAUCACGUACAAUGUAUUAAACGACACGUGUAUAGUGUAUACGAACGAUUUCUCUCGCCUUAUAAAUAAUUGAACAAUACGAUCAAUUAAAAAUUAUUAUUAUCGUUGUGCUUUGUACUUGUAGAUAUUCAAGGUCGCCGCGACUUUGAUAGUCAAAGAUCAGCUGUCCUUUACAUAAACAUAAACAUUAAAUUGUUUAAUUUACUUGUCGUGCGUAUAUUUAGGUAACCCCAUAUAUAGAUGGACUUAUAUACACGUGUUGCAGCAUAUGCAAACAAUUCUUCGACCACCUUGCUACAGAAAAAAAAAAAAAAACAAAAAAAACGUCAGCCGAAAACGAAAUACUAUUCGUGUCUUUUGUUCCGGGAAAGAAGGGUCCGAGUGUAAUAUUUUGCCCUUUAUUUUUCGGUCUAAAUAAUAUAAUUGUAUGUAUAUUAUGUAGUAGUAGUAUUCAACACAACAUGCAUCAUACUAAAAAUUUAAUCUUGAGUAUUUGGAUGUACUUUUUGUUUGACAAAAAAGACACAACUCAUAAUAUAAUUAUAUAUGAUUUAUACUGUAAUUAUAUGACUUUUAUUAUUUAGAAUGCCAUAUUUACGUUAGGUCAUUAAGUAAUUUUGUAAUUUUGCAAUUUUCAAAAUUUGCUUGCUUGUGUUGAAAACUAACAGAAUUGACAGUAUUCUUCCCUGGAACCAAAGACAUAGCUAAUGCAUACGCCUAGGGUGUCGUAUUAUGAUUGUAUUCGGGUUUUCUCGUUUGUUUACAAAAUUACCAUACGCACUUUCUGUACUAUAAUACUAAUUAUGAAUUCUCGCCAAACAAUAGUCAAGCGCUCAGUUAUAGAAAGGUAUAUUAUACCUAAUUACUUACGCACGACCUUACGUGAUCACCGGGUUAAUGCACAUCAUCCAAACUAUCAAGUAGUAAGACGAUUACUGUUGCAUUGUUAUUUUGAUCCGAAAUCCAUAAUUUAUUGUAAUAAAUUGGAUUAUUUUAUGCAUUAGAAAUAAGAAAAUGUAAUAUUUUGUACAAUUCAAAAACACAAUUAAAAAUGUAUUUAAUUUAAUAUAAAUAGUAAAAAAAUUGAAAAAAAAAAAAAAGUGCUCUUGCGCUAAUUUAUUAUAAUAAUACACCGAACUGUCGUUUGUUAUAACGCGUGGAAAAUACUUAAUAGAUUUUAAACGUUCUACAUAUUAUUAAACCCGCAGUGAUAUUUUAUAUGCUGUUUCAUUCGAAUUUUGUAUCAAUUUAUAUAUAAAAAAAAAAACAUAUGCGUUAGUUAAUGUUUCAUAAAAACUAACUUACUAACAUAACCAUUAUCAAUAUUAAUUAUUUAUGAACACAUUCAAUAAAAAAAAAUUUUCCUGCUAUACAACUUGUAAUGACGUUUUAUAUUUUCAGAAAUGCAUAUUACUCUGCACUUGGCGUUUGCCGCCGUACUCUGUUUCGCAGUUUCAGAUUCUCGACAGCAACAACAUGACAUAGGUAAGAAUUUGUAUUAUUAUUUUUUUUUAUAUACUUAUGCGUUUACGAACACGAAAAUUUUACGAAACCGUACAGUCAGCGCUGAUACGUUAAUCGAUUUUAAUCACUCGGGAGUAAAUCACUGCAGUUUUACAUGUCUACUUUCAGUAACUAAACAUUUUCGUUCCAAGUUACUCUGAGAAACAAGUAAUAGCUGCUUAGUAUAGUUGUCAAGUUACUCUUAGAAAAAAAUAUCUAUAUUUUUCGUUUUGUUUACGUUGUUUCAGCUUACUAUAUCCAUCCGUGUCAAAAGAACAGCCCGAACGUCAACGAAUGUCUGACUUACGCAGCCAACCAUUUGGCCAUGAAUUUCCGGAAAGGUGAGUUUUUACAUCACACUUUUAUUCUCGUGCAUAUUGCUGCAGGCUGGUAUUUCAAGUAAACCGAAAACUGGACUGUUUUAACGGACGUUCGAGUUUUUUCGGAUGAUAGUUUUUUUUGUGGUUUUUAAAAAGCCACGUACAAUCGGAUACUGUUUAUAUGCGAGUGUAUUACUCGCAAUAUACAGUUAAAAAUGUAAAAGCGACCGGUAGCGACUUUCUCGAAACCCGACGAAUCGGAAGUGAAACUAUCUGCUAAUGCUACUAUUACGAGGUCGCGACCAAGCGCGGAAGUAACGUCCGAAACGAUAAUCGCGAUUUACGCGUACAUAAUAUUACGACGUCGUCAUCAUCGCCCAUAUCGAUCCGACGUCACGGAAAUAGGUUAUAAUAUUGCAUUCGAAAAUCUCGGAGUUACUAGUAUUCGAAAUAUCGUAUUUACGGAACAGUAGGACAUUUUAUAUUUUACUAUAGCCUACACGCGAGGUAAUGCACGCAGGUAUACAUCCCGAAUAAUCAGAUAUCGAGUAGUACCGUCUUGUGGCGUGCCCUGGAAUAUUCAAAUUAUUUAAUGGGAGAGGACGUAGCAAAUAAUCAAAUAAUAACCAAAAAUAAAUCGUAGAACCUUCUUAUCUAUAAUCAAUUGGACUGUGGAGAUUCGAAAGCUGGAUCCUAAAAAUCGAAUUUUUAAUCAAUAAGUCCAGCUUUUUCUUGUAAACUCUGCCGAAAUAUACACAUUUCCAGAUUAAAUUACCAAAUAAAUACUCAUACAGUUGUAUUUUCGGCGGAGGAUACAACACCUAAUCUCUCCUACUGCGCACGUCAAUGGUACCGUCAUAAAUGUAAGUUUAUCCAACAAAUACAUACGUGUGUUGGUUUGUAUUCUUAACUUUGGCUUCGAUAGAUAUGUAAAUGUAAAAUAUUUCAAAAACAUUAUCCUAAAACAAUUAUAAAUAUUGAUUAAAAGCAGAUAUGAUGUUGUGAAAUGUAAUAAAAUAAAAUAGGACGAAAAGAGUUUAGGUAAUCGCUCUGUCAAUCAGUCCCCCACAGAAUAUUCUACUUUUCCAAACUAUACCCUUUAGUACUGCACUACUUAUCGGUUCCGAACUCGUCACUUUCGAAAACGCGUCGAGUUUUAAUUCUUAUGCAAGCCCGUCGCUAGAGUACAAGCAAGUCAUUCGUUACUUUAGGGAGGCAUACAGUUUUCAAGUAAUUGAAGCGACAAAAUGAAAUACAAACAGUCGUCAAAAAAUACGGCUAUGUAAAAUUUUCGAUUUCGAUCGGAAAAUGUCUUACGACGGGCCAGCACUUAUGCGAUUAUACUCGAAUGGGUAAUCGUCGAGUAGGUAUACACGUGUACGGUAUAAUUCGCAACGGAUUUCACAUCGCACGCUUUUAUACGGCCAGUGCGAUCGGACCACGAAUACGUGUGUACAGUAACAAUACGCUAGUAGAAUAUCCGGAGGUGACGGUUGUUAUUUAAAACUUCAAAAUAAUUUUCGACCAGAAAUUCAGAACGCGGCGCGCCGCCACCGUUCACAAUAGCGAUUGAUAAACAUAAUAAAUACAUAUUUUGUUGCGAUUCCGUUCGCGUUCACGUAUAAUAUAUACGUAUAGUCACGAGGAACGAUUUUCUCAAACCGAAUCCGGCGCACACGAACAUUCGUAUGCGGAGUGUAUCGCAUCAUUGAUGGCCGAGAGUACAACUAGGUUGAAAACCGUUUUUUUUUUUUUUUUUUCAAAUCGUCUUAUCAAAAACUUUACACUCGAGGCGAAACUCGAAACGGCUAUCCAUAUACAUAUAUAUAUAUAUAUAUAUAUUUAUUCGUGUUGAGAUUAUAAAACGAUAUUGCAGUUUUGGUACAUUUCGUUUAUCUCGACUAUAACUACGAUUUUCCGGUAAUCACAUUCGGUUAUCCCGACUACAUACUUGAUUAACCGCCCAAAUCGGGAGAUUUUUUCGAUUAAAAGUCCAACAUGAGCCGGAGAAGCUAUUUCGGCCCCUUAUUACACACCGGGGAUCAACUGCGUGAUGUGGUUUCGCUAAAAAAUCAGGGUUUAUUUUCCGUUAAAAGUACGAUAGACGCUCGAACUCGCAACGAACCGUACAUUAUACACGUCCGCCAGUCAACAAUAUUGUUAACAAGACCUCGUCGGGUAGGUAACAGGGGACCAAAAUAGUCGCCUGUGGUAGUCGAAAAAUACCUAUCGUUUCAAGCACCGACACAUAAAAAGAACCCGAUUCGAAUUUACCCGAAUUUAUCGAAUUGGCAUGAGGACACUUACUUUCCGGCGUGUUUCACACUAACCAGUGGAACAAAAUAAUUUAAACACUGUAUAUUAUAGCCGUGCGGCCGCUGUUAUUAUAACGUAAUAUACUGGGUCAGAGUUCCGAAUAACUGUAUUAUGUUAUUAUACAUUCAUCUUCUUUGUGCUCAUCAAGUAUUUUACGCACACUAUAUAAAAUUUAUAUUUACAUUGUUAUCGUAUUGUUAUUGCAGGAAUUCCCGAGCUGGGCAUUGAAGAUGUGGAACCCAUCGUGAUCGACGAGAUCAAUCUGUCGCUGGGCUCCGGUCCGGACGGAUAUAGGGCCACGUUCAAAGACAUCCAAGCGUAUGGUGUCAGCAACCUGACCGUAAACCAAGUCAGGUACAUUAUGACAUUCAUAUUCUUAGUAUCCGAAAAUGAUAAAAAAAAAAAAAAACCCCCACAAAAAAUAGUGAAUUUCUUAGGGGGUUGUACGUCCUCUUGAUGGUUUACUCUCCGUUUGUUCCUCGUUUUUCUUCUAUUACUAAAUUUUGCGCUUCAUUUGAAACGGUUGAGCUCGUCAUUCCUAUUACCGACCUCUGUAGUGACUUAUUGAUUUAUAGCUUUUUAACCCAUCUCUAGGCUAAUUCGUAUUAACAUUCCCUUCAGAACAGUCGUGCUUCUGCUCCCCUGAACAAAACAUAUACCGUUUUAAAUAUACUGCAGCAAUGCAUUCAGGGUUCAUAUUUAUCAGCAACGAAUCAAAAAAACAAUUAUUUAUUAAUUAUUAUAACAAAUUUACUACCCUGCAAUAGGUAUUUCAGUUUACUUGACCCAACAUUAAAUUCGCCACUGGUCACCACUGAAAACCCGGUCAAGUGCACGGACGAAAUCGAAUCGAUUCAUUCGGUUUUGAUCGUGAAACAAUGAUUAUUUAUAAAAAAAAACCCAAUUAUUUUAUAUUUUAUGAUUUUAAAAUAAUAUCGUAUACGUUUUAUACAACAAUUAAGUACCUAUACAUAAUAUAGGUAUAAUAGGUCUCAUCGAUUUAAUGAAAUCGUUUUUCCUUUAAUUUUUUAACGUAUUAAACCUGGGAAUUAAUUAACAAUUGACAUAAAACAGUAUAGGAAUCCGUACGUAAAAUAAUUAAUAAUUUAAUAUCGUUUUGUUAAUAACCUUCAGUUUGAGUGCCUACUUUGUAAUGCAAAUAAAAACUAUAUAUUCGGUUAUAUUGCGAUGAUGUACAAUCGAAAUGAACAUCGCAUUGUUUAAGUAAUAACGAUUUCACUAAAUAUACAUAUUAUGUUUUCUCGUUAUUGACAUGGGACGUUUACAUUAUUUUUUCUCGGUCGUUUUUAUUAUGUGUUUUAUCUCAAAAUGAUGUGGAUUGUAUAGGCACUAUACUUACCGCAAUAUUAAUAUUGCUUCAAUCGACAAAAUAAUGAGAACGAAACCGAUUUUACAAAUGUUUAACUAUCCGCAGCUACAUAUAUCAUGUACCAUACGGAGAAGACGUUUUGUGAAUAUUAUAUGAUUGUCACUGUUGUUACUCGUUAGUCAUUAUUAUGUUAGAUAAUGACAUUAUGUUCUAUAUACGUAAAAACGUAAUGUAUAGUGCACGUGUGCGUAAUAUUUAUGUUUGUACACAACCGGUGAACGUAAAAAUAAUACACAACAUUAAAAACAAAAAAAAAUGAAAAAAUUGUGCUGAGUGGUUUAGAUUCCUACGACCCCGUUGCCAUAUUAAAUUAUAUUUAUAUUUUCAUAUAAAAACAAAAAAAAACCGUUUUAUUAUUAUUUUUAAAUCAUUAAAAAAAUAUCAUUUAAUAUUUCAGAGAUUAUUACAGCGUUUUGUAUUUUAUAGGUCCGACUUGAACUCGUUACAGUUCCAACUGACGUUUUCGAUCCCGCAAAUUUCGGCUACGGCCCAUUACAGAAGUUCCGGCGUACUCAUCAUGGUUCAGGCUACCGGAGGCGGUGAAUACUGGGGAGAAUACGGUAGGCAUUACACAUUAUUCGAAUUUUAGAAAAUUAUCGGAAAUUUAUUAUUUUGAUGCGAAUACCGAAUAAACAACGGACGCGUUUUGUUUUCAGAGGGUGUUAAGGCCAAAGUAUACAUCAAGGCCAGCGAAGUGGAACGCAACUCGCAGAGAUACUUGCAUUUAGAAGAUUUGAAAAUGGACUUUAGCGUCAAGGACAUUCAGAUGGGCAUUAAAAAUGUUCACAACGGAAACGCCGUUUUGGGUAAUUUUUCAUAUUUGUUUUGCACUAAAUGAAAUAAAAUAAAAUAUUGUUAUUAGACAUCCGGAACAGAUUUAAUUUUUAAUUGUGAUGAUUCGAAACUCUAGUUAUUCUUCCAGUAGAUUCGUCUUUAACAUGAACGUAGCUUGAUAUAAUGAUAUGUGAGGGCUAUAGUCUUAGAAAUUCGUUUUCAUAAAUACUAAUGUUUAAGCAGAAUCAAUGUAUUAUAGGAAAACAUGUGAUAGUGACAAAAAACAAUUUGUAUUUAACUCGUUAUCAAUCUGAAAUUGUAUUUUAUAACGUAUUAAAUAAUUUAAUACAUUUUCUAUAGGUCUGUUGCAAGUGACAAAUGUCUUUCAAUAGAAUCAAGUUUGUGAGCCUAUUAUUGGUUAUUGUAUUUUUAAUACAAUUAUUUAUUUACCUUAUAACUGAAAAUGAGCAUUGACUUGAUGCAUUUACAUAUAGCCUAUAGGUAUGGUCAAUGUUUGUACAAAUAUUGUUGUUUACAAUAGGUUCAACAAAAUGUUGUUAUGACCAGCAUUCCAUCCUUAGGUUAUCUAGACUUAUGUUGACAUUUUUUUUUUUUUUUAUAAAAUUAAAAUUAAUUUAAGAAAAGAAUAAUCAAAAUUUUUUUUAAAUUACAAUAUAUUUUUAAAAUGUCCACUUCAUAUUAUACUUAUUAAUAAACUCAAUACUUUAUUCAAAUUGUAAUUUUAUAAAAUUGUCAACUCCUAUGCCGACAUUGGACUUUCUGCAGAAAAUCUAUUUUUACAUGUCAUCAAUAAUUCACAAUUUAUUAUUUUAUUUUUUGUUAUUUUUCGGUAGAUGUAUAAUUAUUAUUAUCAAUCAAAACGAAAUUGUCAACUUUAUAAAUUACAUGAUACUUACUGAAAUCUAUAGGUUCUUUAUUUUUACGCUUUGAAACUUGAAAUACAAAUUUAUAUUCAUGAAUAAUAAAAUACAUACCCAUUUAAAAAUACCUUUUAGAUAUCAAAUGAAAUUGCUGAAAUUUGUCAAAAAAAAUAUUGUUGACAAAUUCAAAUAAAUUUACGAGUACAAUAAACAUUAUGCGUAGGUAGGUAUGUUAGUAUUUUACGACAUGAUGAAAAUCAUAAAAUAUUUUAACAAAACAAUAUUUUUUAUCGUCUUCUAGAUAUUGAGUUUAUGGAAGAUCGAUUCUAGUUUAUUAUUUGUUCCUAUUCUCUAUUGAUAUUGUUAUUGAGAACAUUUUAUUAGUCCAUAAAUCUCCCUCGGGACUUUCCUCCCUUAGCCUCUAUCAGCUUUCUUUCAUUUAUCUACCUACAUAUCGUAAUGGCCGAUUUCCGUUACAUAUGUGAAUUAGUAUAACAUUACUAAUACAAAAGUAAUGAUACAGUCGUAUCCAACUUACCUGCAAUGUUUAUUUUAUGUUCUAUCUACAGAAGCGGCGCUGAACCUGUUCAUCAAUUCCAACUCGCAAGAACUGCUCAAGGAAAUGAAACCGCACAUCAAAAAGAAGUUGUUGGUCACGAUGAAAUCAUUUAUCGACAACCUGUUCAGUCGGGUACCUUACGAUAGCUGGAUCAUCGAUUAA
Molecule: messenger RNA, 16772 nt
Organism: Cinara cedri
Lineage: Eukaryota; Metazoa; Arthropoda; Insecta; Hemiptera; Aphididae
Source: the annotation of a GenBank genome assembly